GUGAGGCCGACGCUAUGGGCAGAAGACAAUGGCCUCUCCUCCUUGUGCUGACAGCAUGCGUUGUCGGUGGAGCAGAUCGGGAGACGAGGUGGGUCAAGGUCACACCUGACCGGGCCAGAGGUCACCCCGACGAACAUCAACACGUCAGUAGCGCCAUGCAACUAAGGGCUGAUGGAAACGCUCCAGUUCUUGAGUGCCCCGCCAGUGCCGUUUGGCAUGCCGUUUUAGACAAGGACAGUGAAGAAGCGUGCAAGCUACGAGGAGGACUUAAUCCAGAAUGUCCAGAUCUCUCUGGUCUCAUAGUCUUCCUCAGCGAAACGCAGACCAAUCAAAGUUUUACGGUGUUGGGCGACGGAAAAAUCGAUGUGUAUCUGAAGGAAUCCAGGCUGGGAAACUUUAAACUGAUGUACAAAUGCUCUUCAUCCAACGAAAGCAAGUUUACCUACAAACAAAUAGCCGUUGGGAAUCCACCUUCGGAUGUGGAGAACUUAACGUGUAUAUCUGCAAACUGGGAGUAUUUGAAUUGUUCUUGGACGCAGCCAUUCAAUCCUGCCCAAGAUAAUGAUUAUGGAGCUUUCCUCUACAACAGGACAGGGCAUUGCAACAAUGGCGACGACCAGUGCGUUGCCACGACCGACAUUGGGUACAGGCCAGAGGACCCCUACCCUCUUUUGAUCUUCAUGACCGAGAACGUUCUUGGAGCCGCGAACUUCCCCCAUAUCAUUGACAACUGGGCUUCAAUGUUACCAAAUCCUGCCGAAGACUUGGUGGCCGAAGAAAUGUCUCCCAUAAAGAUCUCAGUAACUUGGACGUCCCCUUCUCCACUAAUGGACUUUCCCCCGGGGCUCUUCUACCGUUUAGAUAUAUACUCUCUUAACCCUCCUGUUUCUACCGUGCCUACAAUGGGGAAAUACAGUAACAGCAGCACCUGGCAAGUGAUAACUCAUAUACCAUACCCAUGGCUUACUUACGAUAUGAAGCUGAGACUCCGCUCCGGACGAAGGAACGCCACGACGGACGACCACUGGGAUGAUGGCUGGUCGUCCGACGCCGUCAUCGGGAAAGUCGAAGUAAAGCCAACAGCGCCGUGGACAGCCCCAGAGGUGGGCAUCGGGACGUUUCGGGUGAACCGGAGCGAAGACUUAACACGCAUGGAUCUGACGGUGAUGUGGCGCCCUCUGCCCCGCCUGCUGCACAACGGCCCUGGUUUGCGGUAUGUGGUGAUGUGCUCGAAUUACAGCGAGAUUGUCAAUACAACAGAGCCAGUGGCAACUUUCUCAGAUCUACCUACAAGUUCAUACAGGGUGACUAUACAGCCUGAGAAUACUGAAGGAAAAGGUAACGAAACGUCACAAAUAAUCAUCGGUGAGGAUUUACCACCCGCUCCCGCCUUGUCUGUGGUCGUCUUUCACAGAACCACAGGGCAGUAUGAGCUAAGAUGGGACGGAGAAAAUGACUACACUUACACAGUAUAUGUUUGCAUCAAUGACAGCUCCAACGAAGACUGCAAGGGGUUUCUGUAUUGGAAAAAUGUAGGAAACACGUCAGCCGUGAACGUCACCCAGCAAGAACUGAACCUCACCCAACGCGCAUCGAAACCGCGCUUCGCUCUGUCGGCGGAAAACGAAGCGCGUGAAUCCAGCGGCAUGGCGUGGGAUAGGUGCUCCCGCCCACAGGACUACGACAGCAACCCAAAACCACCUAUUAUCGAGAUUACUGAUACGGACGAGAACAUAAUUUUGAACUGGAAUCUGUCCUGCAUCAACCGCACAGGGAUAGUGGAGAAGGCCGAGGCUUCGUGGGGCCCAACGCAGCACAACUGCAACUCGCACAUUUCGAGCGAAACACAGAUUCCGAAACACGAUUUGAAGUAUAACACCAACUAUACCAUUUGUCUUCGACUCCUGUACCGAAGCGGUUAUUCGGACUGGUCUACCAAGACAUAUAGUAUGAAUAAAGAACCCAUGCCGAUUUUGAUCGUUGUUCUGCUGGCCAGCGCCUCCGUGGUGCUCUUGACCUUUUUGGCUCUGGUAGGGAGACUAAUCCUCAGAAACAUUAACAAAACUCGCAAGGCGCUGACGAGACGCAUCAACGUGCCGUCUGUUCUGACCGAAGAGGGCGAUGGCGCGGCACAGAAAGACCUCCACGGCAGCCGCGGUGACCUCGAAGCGCCUGGCAUAGCACUAGAAGAGGGAAAACACAGCCCCAGAGACAAAAUACACUGGCGUUCAACCGACGAUCAAAACCAGGAAACCAGCCUUCAGUCAAAAGAAAAGGAAAAGCAAUCAUGCAUACACGGUAUAAACGACACCGAAGGUCAACAUGUAAGAAGUUGCAACGGCUACGUCCUCGCCCACGACCCGGCUCUGCUCUCCAACCCGGAAGAGAAACAGGAUCGGGGACAACCUAAUAACAAGGAUGAAAGGACGGGCGUUGACAUGUGUGACGAUAAGAAGGAUGAUCGUUCUCCUCCGUUCGCUUCGAAGGGUUAUGUUCAGUGUUCAGCGAUGACGGAGCGCCUAGUUAGCUUGCAGUGACGGAUGGAACGUUUAAUCUCACGAUGGCCGAGGCUCUGCUGCUCUUACAUCAAGCUGGCCUGAGAGUCACAUUCUCUUUCUGAAAGGCAAGCAGUUGCUUUAUAUUAAGUAAGCGAAACUCAUAUUUACAGCAGAAAAUUCAGAAUCGCGUGUUUCUACCACAACCAAGAUGAACACCAAGUGGUUUUCCAUGAGUUAAGGAAGUCUUAUCUUUUCGUUUACUUAAGUGCUUAUAUAUAUUAUAAUUGUCACUAUGUUUAUUGAUUUAUUAAGCUUUAUUGAAUACCUACUGAGAGAAGAACAAUGUGAUAAAUAAAUAUAUAUAUAUAUAUAUAUAUAU
Penaeus chinensis is the source of this 2877-nucleotide messenger RNA. RefSeq lists its product as uncharacterized. The record is from RefSeq and is a predicted model, not a curated record. The transcript has 18 exons. Lineage: Eukaryota; Metazoa; Arthropoda; Malacostraca; Decapoda; Penaeidae. Bases 15 to 2537 code for a protein of 840 amino acids. Gene Ontology annotation, molecular function: protein binding.